CCACAAAACUGAAAUAGUGUCAGCUACACUGCACAGCAGGGCUUUGUCAGUCUUAAAUGGACGACAAACGAGCCCCCAUGUCUCCAUUAAUGACUCUGCACUUGUAAUGAUUCCACACUGACGAGACAAAAUGGACAAAUGUAAGUAAGAACACUUUAUUCCAUUUAUCAUCCCUCUUUGAUAAACAGUUGUAAACCAACUGAUAUAAGAAUGUGACAGAAGAUGGGAGAUUGGAAUUUACUAGGGAGUAUUUUAGAAGAGGUGCACAUCCAUUCCACCAUCGUGGGGAAGAUCUGGCUCACCAUCCUCUUUAUCUUCCGGAUGCUUGUGCUUGGUGUUGCAGCAGAGGAUGUAUGGGAUGAUGAGCAGAGUGAGUUUGUCUGCAACACAGAGCAGCCUGGCUGUAAAAAUGUCUGCUACGACCAGGCUUUCCCUAUCUCCCUCAUCCGCUAUUGGGUCCUGCAGAUCAUUUUCGUAUCCUCUCCGUCUCUGGUCUACAUGGGACAUGCCCUGUAUCGGCUGAGGACCCUGGAGAAGGAGAGGCACCGGAAGAAAGCCUGUCUGAAAGCAGAGCUGGAGGGGAUCGACCCCGUCCAAGAGGACCAUAAGAGGAUUGAACGGGAGCUCCGCAAGCUUGAUGAACAGAAAAAAGUAAGGAAAGCUCCACUUAGAGGCUCCUUGCUGCGCACAUAUGUUUUCCAUAUCUUGACUCGGUCUGUUGUGGAAGUGGGCUUCAUUAUUGGUCAGUGUGCUCUGUAUGGCAUUGGACUGUCUCCACUGUACAAAUGUGAAAGGUUGCCUUGCCCCAACAGUGUUGACUGUUUUGUAUCACGGCCAACAGAGAAGAAUAUUUUCAUGGUUUUUAUGCUGGUUAUUGCUGGAGUCUCCUUAUUCCUCAAUCUGCUGGAAAUAUUCCAUCUUGGAGUGAAAAAGAUCAAACAAACCUUGUUUGGAUACAAAUAUGGUGAUGACGACAGCAUGUGCAGGUCAAAGAAGAACUCCAUGGUGCAGCAGGUUUGUGUGCUCACUAAUUCAUCCCCACAGAGGAUGGUGCAUGUGACACAGGUUCUACCUGAUGCUCAUGGGGAGACACUCCCUUUGAGGGUACGACAGAAUCAGGAGGGUUCUAGCCAUCAGACGUACCUGCCUGGUCCUGGUGACGUCCAGAUUCUCCAGCAGCCGGGAGCCAUGGAACACCGCUACACUCUGGAGAAUAGGAAACCAUCAUGUAGCAGCGACGAGUCAAACGGGGCUCAUGCCUCCAGUCAGCUGUAUGCCAGGGCCCAGCCUCGACCCACACUGACCACCAACCAUAUGGAGAUUCCAGCAGCCUUGAGAAACCCACAGAGGAAACAGAGCAAGGUCAGCAUCUGCAAGGAGCUCAGUGACAUGAGCGAUUCCCCAGAAAGUGACCGCUUCCCCACGCCCCACAGGAAGUGUAGUUUCAUGUCCCGGGGAAUGUCCGAGGGCAAACUGGCAACUCCGUCCGACAGCGUCAGCUCUCAGAGUGGCACCGACAUUGAGGGUCAACACCACAACCAAGGAGAGAGUCCAGUGAUGACACCACCGCCUCCAGCUGCCGGAAGAAGGAUGUCCAUGAGCAUGAUUCUGGAGCUGUCUUCAAUCAUGAAAAAGUAGAAGCCAAAUGCCUGACAUUUUGGGACCGGAGGUGUAUGACUCCUAAAAGGACUGAUGGAUCCUGAUUACCAAAUGAACUUCAUCCUCUCAACUGCUUUACAUCUUGUUACAAUGAAUCUACACUAUGUGUUGUGUUUUAAUCCUGUUAACAUGGAACUCCACUGGCAAAAUUAGCUUAAUAACUGCCUUUUUGUUGUUGUACAAAGGAUAUCUUUGGUAUUUUUUUUGAUAAUCUGCAAGGUACUUGCUAAUGUAGUUAUGAGGAACAUAAAUCAAAAUGACAUUUGGCUCAGAGCAAAUAUAACUGCUCAUUAAAUGAGUAGAAAAUGACAGCCAGAUGAUUGUAAUUCUAAGAUGUAGGAUUGGCAACUACAUAUAGACAAGAACCCUCCUGAAACCACCUUAUGGUUUAUCAAACAGAAUGAGCAGGAACUAAAAAGGGCUCCUCAUAUUCAAUAUUUUGGUCUAAUUGAGUCACCUAAAAUGAGAAUUAUAAAUAUAUCUAAAAAUGUAUGCUUUUUGUGAUGUUUCUUCAAUGUUUUUCUAUUAAAGCCUUUCCCUUUUCAGCAGGACUGAA
Sphaeramia orbicularis (orbiculate cardinalfish) is the source of this 2215-nucleotide messenger RNA. It is a transcript of the gene gja10b, whose product is annotated as gap junction protein alpha 10 b. The transcript is spliced from 2 exons. The record is from RefSeq and is a predicted model, not a curated record. Gene Ontology annotation, molecular function: gap junction channel activity. Bases 223 to 1638 code for a protein of 471 amino acids. Gene Ontology annotation, biological process: cell-cell signaling. Gene Ontology annotation, cellular component: connexin complex. Lineage: Eukaryota; Metazoa; Chordata; Actinopteri; Kurtiformes; Apogonidae.